AUGGUAGGGCCUACUUCCUAUUUAUACGGAAGUGAGCCCGGAGGUGGGGCCCACGUCAUACUUGCAGUGACAAAAUGCAUCCUUGUGUUUCUUUCCUCAGUGGUUGGGGAGUUUGGUCGCAUAACGCUGGAGUUCUUGAGGAGAGGAACCAGUCCUAAGAUCUAUGAGGGGGCAGCAAGGAAGCUGGGUGUUUCUGUGGAAAUGGUGCAGCAUGGAGUGGAAGGCCUGAUGUUCCUGAUGACAGAGAGCUCCAAACACAUGAUUUCUGAAGUGGAUUUCCUGGACUCUGUGCUGGUCUUGGGUUUCAGUGAGGAGCUAAACCAGAUCCUCUUACAGCUCUACCUUCAGCACCACGCUCACAUCCGCAGCAUCCUGAGUCAGCUGCCCUCCAACCAGCCAGCCUACCACAACCUGGAGUGGAGACUGGAUGUACAGUUGGCGAGUCGUGCAGUCCGUCAGCAGGUGGUUCCCAUGCUGACACUGCGACUGCUCCUGAGUGGGGUUGGUGACGGAGUCUGUGCCCGCAGAGGGAAGGUUCUCCAGACGGACCCCAGCACCCUCCUGCACCUCAUCUCCACACUGGAGGCCGCUCUGGCUGCCAUGAAAUCCAGCCACGCUCGGCGCAUAUUUCGCAACAUUAAAUAACCCCCCUGGUUCGUUUUGUGUGUAGCCUGUGCACAUCACAUUACUGCCUCUCCACCUGGGAGUCUUGCCGGGCAGCUCCUGGAUGGUAAAGGAGGCCUGCUUCCAUCAGACUGCUGGCUUUAUUGCUCUGGGGUCACAUGAGCCUGAUGCUAUAGACUGUAUUGUAUACAAGGAUUCUACAGUGCUGCUGAUAUUGUUUUAUCAGUUUGAGAUGACAUGAAAAGACUUUUGGUUGGCCAAAGCCAACAGUGAAGAGGCAGAAAGGCCUUGACUUCCAUCUGUAUUAACAUGACUGGAAGUACUGUAUGUUUCAGCACAGCAGAGCCGUUGAUUGAUCUGUAUUCAAUAAAUGUUUGUAUUUUCAAUAACAAUGUCUACGAACCAUUUAUAACAUGUUAAAAAAGGGUUGAAGAAAAAUAAAUCGCUGGUGUCAUUAGCUAUUUGUACUGUUUCCACGCAUACAAUGAUAUUGAUCGAUAUCUUGUUGCGUAUGAGUGUGAGUAACCCAUGCCUCUGUUGAUAUUCCUCAUAGGGACCCAUCUGCCAAUAGUAUUAUCAUUCCCGGAACAGGUCACACUAAAAUCUAAAAUAAAUGUUUUUGCUUUUA
This is a messenger RNA of Notothenia coriiceps (black rockcod), 1252 nucleotides long. RefSeq names its product COMM domain containing 2 (gene commd2). The transcript has 6 exons. Lineage: Eukaryota; Metazoa; Chordata; Actinopteri; Perciformes; Nototheniidae. The record is from RefSeq and is a predicted model, not a curated record. The coding region runs from base 1 to 645 and encodes 214 amino acids.